Messenger RNA from Parasteatoda tepidariorum (common house spider), 1324 nucleotides. The record is from RefSeq and is a predicted model, not a curated record. NCBI's taxonomy places the organism in Eukaryota, Metazoa, Arthropoda, Arachnida, Araneae, Theridiidae.
UUUUUUUAUUUCCAAAAAUGCGAGGUUAACUGUACAUUUUUUAAAAAAGCUUUUUUUUUUCUUAUAAAACAUUUACUUGCAAUCGCAUAGCUGCCAACCCUUCCGCAUUUUGCAGAAGCAUUCCAUAUUUUUACUUAUUUUAGCUAUUUUUUCCGCUUUUAUGCGCAGAAGAUAAGAUCUUCCGCAUUUUUCCCGUUUCCCCAAUAGCUCAUAUUUUUCUUUAAGUCCAACAUCGCUGCUCCUCUUGUAGCAGCCUAAAGAAGGACUUCCUGUUUGCCGGCGCGAAAGUAAACACUGAAAGAAAAUGGCUUGUGUAAAAGCGAAGGAACAAUUGGUUUAUGACGAUAUUUAUAUAAUCAUUCAAAUAUCCCUUUAAUUUAUUAUGGCUGAACGAAAACAAUAUAAACAAGCCUUUAAGGAGGCUUAUUCUCUUGAAUUCCCAUUUAUUUCUCGAUCAAAUUUUGGAGUACAUGAUGUACAUUGCAACAUAUGUAAAAAUGACUUUAGCAUCGCUCAUUGUGGUAAAACUGAUAUAGUCAGGCACGUGAAAUCGACAAAACACCAGAAGAACAAAGAACUUUUUGGUUCAACAAAGAAGAUAGUUUCUUUUUUUCAAGCAAGCAUUAAUGAAGAAGCUGUUAUAAAACAGACGAAUGCCUCUUCACAGCAUUUUUAGCAGAGCAUAAUUUACCAAUCAGUGCAGCCGAUCAUGCUGGAAAACUUUUCAAAAAGAUGUUUCCCGAUUCUGAUAUAGCAAAGAAUUAUAAUUGUGGAAGAACUAAGAGCUCUGCUAUAGCAAAUGAGAUGGCCAAUGAACUGCAGAAAUCAAUUAUGGAUCAAUUGAAAAACGCUGCCUUUUCAAUUGCAAUUGACGGGACAAAUGACUCUGACUCAAAACUCCAUCCAUUAGUGGUAACAUUUUUUGAUGAAUUAAUUCAAAAAAUUCAAAGUUGUGUUUUAGCAUUUACUAUUAUUAGAGAUGGCUGUACUGGGGUUAAUAUUGCGAAUGGUGUAUUGGACAAGUUGAGAACUCUAGGCAUUCCCUUUCAGAAAUGUGUUUCCUUUGGUGCUGGUAAUGCACCUGUAAUGAUGGAUGUCAGAAAUAAUGCACAAAAGUUUUUGAAAGAUGUGCAAAAUGAAUUGAUUAUUAUUGGAUGCCCUUGUCAUCUUCUUAAUUUAGCUUUCCAGAAAUCUAUUUCUGCAAUGAAUUUUCCCCUUGACCAGGUAGUAAUUGAUAUUUUUUUGCUAUCUGGAAUUUAGUUCUAAGAUAAAAGAAAAAUUAAAAUACUUUCAACAACUGCCAGAGUCCAAAAAAAAAAGAAAA